AUGACAGACACCAAGCGCUCUUCUUCUUCCAUCAUCCCCUCCAUCAUCAGCUUCAUCUCCCUCCUCUUCCAAAUUGCCAUCCUCGUCGUGCUCGUCCUGUUCCUCAAGGAAUUCAAGGACAUUCAGAAGUCCGAUGGCAGCUCGAUCCGAGUCAGGCCUACGUCCCAAUUCGCAGUUCAGAGAGUCGAGGUGAUCAAUACCCGCUCGUCAGCGAUUCCCGUUGCCCUUCCCGACUCUUAG
Molecule: messenger RNA, 240 nt
Organism: Parascedosporium putredinis
Lineage: Eukaryota; Fungi; Ascomycota; Sordariomycetes; Microascales; Microascaceae
Source: the annotation of a GenBank genome assembly